CACCACCAUCGACUAUGGCAUCGAAGCGUCAGGCCGCCUCGCGGCCGCGCACGGCGAUGAGCACCAACGCGAUGCAUCCUCCCAACCCCCCGACGCGCUCUCGAUCCGUAAUGUCGAAAUUGACUAAUUCCACGCGCUCGACGGACGAGACGAACAAAGCCGGCGGUGACCAGCCAGAGACGAACAUCCAGGUCGUCAUCCGAUGCAGACGGCGCUCAGAGAAGGAGAUAGCAGAGAACUCGCCCAUUAUCGUUAGCUCGAGCGGCGCGAAGAGCCAUGAAAUAUCCAUCGAAGCUGCGGCACCCGUAUCCAGCAUGGGCGUUCUCACGCUGGCGCCUAUCAAGACCUACCCCUUCGACCUCGUAUUCGGCCCAGAAGCAGAUCAGGCCUUGGUCUACCAUGAAGUCGUCGCCCCCAUGCUCGAUGAAGUCCUGCAGGGCUACAACUGCACGCUUUUCGCUUACGGUCAGACGGGUACCGGCAAAACCCAUACCAUGCAAGGAGACCUCACCCCGACCCCCAUGGGCAACCCAUCCUCUAACGCCGGCAUGAUCCCCCGUGCCCUCUUCCGCCUCUUCCACCAUCUUCAGACAUCCGGCGCCGACUACUCUGUCAAGGUUUCCUUCAUCGAGCUGUACAAUGAAGAACCACGUGAUCUUCUUGCCAGCGAUCUUGCCGCACCCAUCGGCUCCUCACAACCUAUGGGCAAGGACUCGAAAUCAGGCCCCACACCCGGCAGCGACCUGAAGAUUUUCGACGACUCAGGGAAGAAGGGUGUUUAUAUCCAGGGCCUUGAGGAGGUUCCUGUAAAGGACUCCAAAGACGCUCUCGCCCUCCUUCUCAAGGGUAGCCAGCGCCGCCAGAUCGCCGCCACCAAGUUUAACGACCACUCCUCGCGUUCCCACUCCGUCUUCUCCAUCACCGUCCACAUCAAGGAGACCUCGACUAUGGGUGACGACCUGCUAAAGGUCGGCAAGCUUAAUUUGGUCGACUUGGCGGGCUCCGAGAAUAUCGGUCGCUCGGGGGCGGAGAACAAGCGCGCACGCGAAGCGGGGAUGAUCAACCAGAGCUUGUUGACCCUCGGUCGCGUCAUCAACGCCCUCGUCGACCGCGCAUCGCACGUUCCGUACCGCGAGUCGAAGCUCACACGACUGUUGCAAGACUCGCUGGGUGGGCGCACGAAGACUUGCAUCAUUGCAACCGUCUCCCCGUCACGGUCCAACAUGGAGGAGACGCUCUCAACGCUCGACUACGCCAUGCGUGCGAAGAGCAUCCGCAACCGGCCGGAACUCAACCAGCGCAUGUCGCGCAACUCGCUGCUCAAGGACUACAUCGCCGAGAUCGAGCGCCUGAAGGCGGACCUGCUCGCCGCGCGGGAGAAGAACGGUAUCUUCUUCAGCGAGGAGAGCGUGCAGGAGAUGGAGCGCGAGAAGGAGCUGCGGCAAACGGAGAUGGAGGAGGCUAGGAAGAUGAUCGAGAUCACCGAAGGGCAGCUCAGGAGUGUGCGGGAGGAGUUUGAGCAGAGCAUCGCGUUGCUGAUGAAGCGGGAGGAGGAGCUUGAGCAGACGCGGGGCGAGUUGAAGGAGACGACGGAGACCUUGCAGACGCGCGAAGGCGAGCUUAGGACAGCAAAGACGGCAUUUGAGGAGGAAACCGUCGUCCGGCGCGCGCACCAGAACACGGAGGACCGCCUUAACGACGUCGCGACUGGCCUUAAGGCCGUCACGCAGCAGAGCGUUGCCGCCGUGGGACAGCUCAUGGACAAGCUCGACCGCAAGUCCGCCGUGCUAAGCUCCAACACCCAGGUCGUCCGCAAGCACAGCAAGGGCAUUUCUCAGGCGACCUCUACGCUCUCCCAGAAGCUCGAUGAGUUCGUUAAGGUGUCGUCGCAGACCGCGCUGCAAUUGCAGUCCGAUGCGAAGGACUUCCAGACGAAGGAGGCCGCUGCGCUUGCGGAGCAGUCGCAACGCGUAGACGAGCAACUGCGGCAGGUUCAGCGUGCGCUGCACACCAUCUCUGCGCGCGACGACGACGAGGCGAAGGCCAUUGACGCUGCUCAGUCGGUCCUUGCCGGGGCGCACAAAGCGUUCCGCGCGGGUUUCGAUGCUUGGAGCGCCACCCUCCGCAAGACCUGCGACGCCGCGUGCGCUGACGCCGAGAAGGCGGCCGCGCAGGCCUUCGCAGCCGUCGAGAAGGCCGUCGCGGGCAUGGGCGCCGUUGCGGACGCCGUCGCGCGCGAAGCUGCAGAGUUCGCAGAGGCUGAGCGCGCCGCUGCCGCCGAAGCUCGCGGGCUUGCGGAAUCUGCCGCCGCGGACGAGGUCGCUCGCCUACGCGCACAGAACGACGCCCUGAAGCGCAUGCUCGAGGACGAGCGGACGAAGGGCGCGCGCGCGAAGGAUGAUUUGAUCCAGCGCAUCUCGGGCUUGCUCGGCGAGUUUGUCGCGGAGCGUGACCGCGGGCUGCGGCAGGCUAUCGGCAGCACCGUGCGCGCAAACGAGGAGGGUGUGAAGGCUAUGGAAGGCUUCGCGGAGGCGCAUGGGGGCAAGAUGGAUGGGAUGGAUGCGCGGGCUGCAGACCACAGCGUAAGCGUGGGCAAGCAGGCCUUAGAUGGGAAGCGCACGCGGGAUGGGGCGAAGAAGAGCGUGGCGAGCGCGAAGGGCGCGUUGCACGAGAACUUGACGAAGAUGCAGGGUACUGUAUCUGGAUCGGUGCAAACAUACUCUGUGCAGUUCCAGAAGGAGACGGAGACAAUGCAAACGUCGGCCUCUGAAGCUUUCGACCGUCAGUCGCGCGCAAAGCGCGCACGUUUGGAGACCACGAAGUCGCUAGGUGCGGAGGUGCAAAGCGAGUACAGGUACUUCCAGCGCACCGUCGCCUCAACCUCGCGAGAUAUCGAUGGCAUGGCGGGUCGCGUGGCGUCUGGUUCUUCAAGCCUCAAGAGCGGUAUCGAGACUUACCAGCAAACCGCAUCCUCGCACCUGUCUUCUGUCCAGAAGUCAGCCGCGACUCUGGCGGAACAGGGAACGAAGGAAGACGCGCCGACGAACAUGACGCCUCGCAAACGCGCUUGGGACUACGAGGACGAGUGGGAGUUGACGAAGCCGCGAGAGGAACUGCUGCGCGAUUGGCGGGCGAAGGGGAUGUCCUCUGUCGGCAGCGAGACCUUCAUCGCCGAGCACGUACCCUUACCGAACGAGGAAGUGCUACGGUCGCCCGACAGUGGCAUAGCGUCUGCGACGACUUCGCGAGUGCCGACGCCAACACCAGCCGCGCGAGCGUCGCCGAUACCGUCUUCACCGGAGUCUGUCGCGCCCUCGGUUGCGUCGGUGGCCCCAUCCGUUGCCUCAUCAUCGACUUCAUCCUUGGCGCGCCCACCAGCGGACCCACCAGCUGCGCCGCCGACGCGCAUGGCGCAUAGGCGGACAAAUAGCAAGCUGGGCGGGAUUCCUGCGCCGUCAAUAGGAACGUUGACGGAUGCGCGGAAUGUGUACACGACUCGGUCUCGUCGGGUACGAUAAUUGUCGUUGGGUACGAUAGAUGAUGAUUCGUUGGGUCUUCCCUUGCUAUCCGUUGUUCGCUGUAACUUAUCCAUGUCGGCGCAACCUACUACUGUAUCAUACCCUCUACACUAUGCUAUGGAUCUGAUGUCUGCCUGGACGUGCGCAUUGUGUGAAUGUUGAAGGCGUAGGGAUGCGGUGUGAUAUCGAAGAACUUGAACGCGUACUUCGAAGUGGGUGUGUACAGUUUACUGAAGAAGCAGAAGGGUCAC
This is a messenger RNA of Schizophyllum commune H4-8, 3769 nucleotides long. RefSeq names its product kinesin 2. The record is from RefSeq and is a predicted model, not a curated record. NCBI's taxonomy places the organism in Eukaryota, Fungi, Basidiomycota, Agaricomycetes, Agaricales, Schizophyllaceae. Gene Ontology annotation, cellular component: nucleus; spindle microtubule. The coding region runs from base 15 to 3518 and encodes 1167 amino acids. Gene Ontology annotation, molecular function: ATP binding; plus-end-directed microtubule motor activity; microtubule binding. The transcript is spliced from 5 exons. Gene Ontology annotation, biological process: mitotic spindle assembly; microtubule-based movement.